This is a messenger RNA of Cylas formicarius (sweet potato weevil), 4703 nucleotides long. RefSeq names its product serine protease filzig (gene scaf). The transcript has 15 exons. The record is from RefSeq and is a predicted model, not a curated record. NCBI's taxonomy places the organism in Eukaryota, Metazoa, Arthropoda, Insecta, Coleoptera, Brentidae. The coding region runs from base 144 to 4475 and encodes 1443 amino acids. Gene Ontology annotation, molecular function: serine-type endopeptidase activity. Gene Ontology annotation, biological process: proteolysis.
AAAAGAUGAGUCGCGUAUAAAAACCAUCAUCCCGAGUUGCCGAAGAUCAGUUCGGCAAACUCAUUUUAAGUGAGAGUGUUUAAGAACUGACGUGUGUGUGUGCGUCUGCUGAACCUUUAGAUAAAAUUAGAUUUUAGGCCGCAAUGUCUCCACUAUUUAUAGUGGGGAUAACACUUUUCACCACCUCCUUCGCUGCCGUUGAUCACGUGCCCCAGACGAAAGGGAAUUCGCCCAGCAAUCCGCACGAAAUCAACGAUGCCUUCGAAACAAAGAAUCCUCAAGACUUUUGGUGGAUGCGCGACGACAGCCCGCUGAAAGCGUCGUACGACUAUUAUAAGAAAUGUGCCUCGUCUGGUCAGUGCAACCCGUCGAAGAAAACUCGUCCUUCAAAAUCGAAGGAAAACCCGUCGGCUGGAUCGGAAUCCAUAGACGUGGCCAAAAACGUUUUCUUGAAUGGACAGUUUAAUCAAAACGGCGGCUACUCUUCUGCUUCGUUUACUUCUGCGUCUGCGUCGGAUGGAUGCGAUGGUGAUUGCGUUCAAGGCACGAAAAUUGCCGGUUUUCACAACGGGGCUAGCAUCGACUUGAGCAAAAAUCCCUUCUUGCGGGGACAGUACGUCGCGGCUGCCAACGGCGACUUAGUCCUAAACGAAAACAACUUUAUGGGCGUGCAGCCAUCAGUACCUUUUAAAGGCUUGAAGAAACGUCUCCCGACCUCCACCACUUACCAAGUACACCAUGUUUCAGGGCAAGAUGGCGAAGUGUCCGGAGUUUCGGCUAGCCAUUGUGAAGGGAAUGGUAGAGUAUGCGCGCCCAUAGGCAAGUGCCUCGACGGAGUGAUCGACGACGCGGAUGUUUCGGAACUUCAUAAAAAGGGAAGGAAGUGCGAUACAGAAAAUGAGGUGUGCUGUCGAUUAUCCAGUUUUGGGACAAAUUCGCGCAAACCUAGCAUCGCAUCCAACGUAAACGAUCUGGUUUACACUGCCGGAAAAUCUAGCGUUCAAGGAUCGUUCCUCAAAUUUGCUGGCGGCUUUGGAUUAUCUCCAGGGCAGAUACAGGUAAUAUCCAAUUCGGAAGAGGGAGUCAGACCAAAUCCGAAUUUCAUUGGACAAUCAGCUUCCAGCACACUGAAAUCUAUACGUGACAUUUCGGCUUCUGCCAGCAAUAACGUCUUUUCCAGUACACCUGAUUAUUCCAACGUACAAUUCGACUCGAACGUUAGGUUCGCGUCCACACUCCAAGGACCUGCUUACCUGCCCCCUUAUGAGGAAAAACCGACCCCUACAACCCCGAAACCUUCAUGCGGUCCAGGUUACUACGUCACACCAUCCGGUCAAUGCGAAAAUAUAAAAAAACCCUGUCCUCCCGGAAGUCGCAGCACGCCCUCUGGAGGCUGCGAAUUAAUUCCAAGCUCAACAUGUAGACCGGACCAACGAAUAGGACCAUAUGGACAAUGUGUAGAUCUUCCAUCUCCACCCACUCCGUCUACUCCAAGACCCUGUGGGCCAGGACAAACCAGAGGUCCUUAUGGACAGUGUUUAGAUCUUCCACCUCCACCCACUCCGUCGACUCCAAAACCUUGCGAACCUGGACAAACUAGAGGCGAAUAUGGACAGUGUGUAUAUCUUCCACCUCCUCCGACUUCCAAACCUUGCGGACCUGGACAAACUAGAGGUCCCUAUGGACAGUGUGGAGAUCUUCCACCUCCACCCACUCCGUCGACUCCAAGACCGUGCGGACCUGGUCAAACCAGAGGUCCCUAUGGACAGUGUGUAGAUCUUCCACCUCCACCCACUCCGUCGACUCCAAGACCGUGCGGACCUGGUCAAACCAGAGGUCCUUAUGGACAGUGUGUAGAUCUUCCAACUCCACCCACUCCGUCGACUCCAAGACCGUGCGGACCUGGACAAACUAGAGGUCCUUAUGGACAGUGUGUAGAUCUUCCAACUCCACCCACUCCGUCGACUCCAAGACCGUGCGGACCUGGACAAACUAGAGGUCCCUAUGGACAGUGUGUAGAUCUUCCACCUCCACCCACUCCGUCGACUCCAAGACCGUGUGGACCUGGUCAAACCAGAGACCCCUAUGGACAGUGUGUAGAUCUUCCACCUCCACCCACUCCGUCGACUCCACGACCGUGCGGACCUGGUCAAACCAUAGGUCCCUAUGGACAGUGUGUAGAUCUUUCAUCUCCACCCACUCCGUCGACUCCAAGACCGUGCGGACCUGGUCAAAGGAGAGGUCCCUAUGGACAGUGUGUAGAUCUUCCCUCUCCUCCGACUCCAAAACCGUGCGGACCUGGUCAAACCAGAGGUGCUUAUGGGCAGUGUGUAGAUGUUCCACCUCCACCCACUCCGCCGACUCCAAGACCCUGCGGAUCGGGACAAAAAAGAGGCCCUUACGGAGAGUGUAUUGAAAUUAUUACUCCCACACCGACCACCAGAAGACCGUAUUGUGCUGCGGGUCAAAGGCUCGGUCCGAACGGACAAUGCUACGAUAUCUCCACCUCGAGGCCAAGAACUUGCAGUCCGGGACAACAGUUGGGUCCAUACGGAGAGUGUAUACCUAUUAGAACUCCCCCGCCGAGACCGACAUGCCCUCCGGGCUCGUUCCCAACCGCUUCAGGACGUUGCCAGCGCCCGAAAACUACACCGGCACCACCUCCAAGACCAAUCUGUCCUCCUGGCAGUUUCUUGGGGCCAAACGGAAACUGCGAAAGACCGCAGCCCCCGCCAACUCCUAAGCCCUGUCCUCUCGGCACGGUAAAAUCUCCGACAGGAGAGUGCAUCCGCCCGGCACCAACAUGUCCACCCGGAAGUUACCUCGGUCCAUCCGGAUCUUGCGUAUUACAAACCAGACCUUCUCCACCACCCACGGCCACGACUCCGAGAGGCUAUCUUCCACCCAAAAUCGAAACAACUACAGCGCCGCCGUCUGGAGGGUAUGUCUAUCCGAAACCGACACCCCCGUUCGACACACCCGGCUAUGACAGCGGCACCAACAUCGAAAGCGACUACCUCAACAAAAAGCCUCCAUACGAAGGGUCCGGGUCGACGAUAAACAACAACGUGGUCACGCCCGACCGUAAUCCCGAGAACACCGAGAACACCCAGGUGAUUGUAUCACCACCGGCUCCAGACGGAAGUUACACCAUAUGCAAAUUCACCGGAAACUACACCGGACCAUCAAAAUGUAACGGCGGAGGCUCGCCCACUCCGGGCAUUCCGCCAAAUCGUCCGGGUAGUACUAGGAAGCCCCCCAGUCCAGGAGAAUACCAGUCUCAGUCUGAGAUCGACGAGACCCUGAUCCCUAAUGGAUGCGCCGCAGCUCUGAAAUGCGUCCAGGAGAUUUACUGCACUGCCGAGGGUGUAGUCAGUCCUGUGCCCGUCGUUUUGACCAGGGAACAAGAGUUGCUACGGGCACCAACCACGGUUUGCAGAGACACAGACUCGGGCAUAAUCGGAAAGUGCUGCAGGGAUCCAAAUUACGUUGAUCCCUGGCCGUCCGCCAAUUUGGUCGACGGGGUGGACGACGGACAAUACAAGGAAGACGAUUCGAUCGGUCAAUACAAAGCUCAGUACGGAAGGGUGUCGAGGUCCAAUUCGCAAACCAGGGGCCUCGAAGCAAAUCGUAGGCCCAAAAGACAGACGAACGAAGAUUCGACCUGCGGCAAGAGAAAUUAUAACACUAGUCCGUCGGGCCGUAGCCAAAUAGAUGCCAACUUUGCCGAAAUUCCGUGGCAAGCGAUGAUCUUGAGGCAAAGCAACAGGAGUUUACUGUGCGGUGGGGUUAUCAUUAGACGAAACGCAGUACUAACUGCUGCCCAUUGCGUUCAAGGGUUAGAAACGUCGGACGUUCUGAUUAAGGGAGGGGAAUGGAAGCUGGGCAUCGACGAGGAACCUUUGCCGUUCCAAAUAGUGAAGGUGAGCGCCAUUUUAAGGCACCCAUUUUAUCGAGAAGGCUCCAUGGAGAACGACAUGGCCGUGCUGGUUUUGGACGAGGAUUUGAGAUUCACGAAGAACAUCGGAGAGUUGUGUUUGCCCGCACCGAAUCAAAUACCCACUCAAAAUUGCAUAGUAACUGGAUGGGGCAAGAGGAUACUUCAACUUCACGCCAGAGGCGCCAUAAUGCACAGGAUUGAGCUGAACGUGAUGGACAAUCGCCAAUGCAGGGAAAUGUUGGGAAAGUAUUUCCCGGAUUCGGUGGCUCAUUACAAUCCCAACACAUUAUGUGGCUUCUCAGACGUCGAUCAGUGCAGAGUGGAUUACGGAAGCGCUUUAGCUUGCGCAGAUGAUUCCGGUCGCUACACCCUUAGCGGGAUAUACACUUGGGACACCGGUUGCAAACAGCAAGGCCAAAUUGGGGGCUACGUGGCCCCAGACGUCGAAUGGAUCGAAUUCGUACUUAGCAAGCCCCUCGGAGAGCUUAAAAGGAUGGACAGAGAGUAUAACAACCGAAUUCAGCGAUCUACUUAAAUGCCUACGUUUUAUUUUUCAUCUACGUGAAUUUCAAUCUCACUUAUUUAGAUUCGUAGACGUUAUCUUUGUACAUAGACUUAUUAUUUAUAAACGUGACAGCUAAACGUGUGAUCUUUCUAAUGGUAAUUCGAUAAUAAUGCUCAACUGAUUGUAUAUUUUCUUCAUGUAAAAACGUUAAUAUUUUUUUUAAUUACGAUUUAAGUGUAAAUUAAAAAUAUUUUAAUA